Messenger RNA from Paraphaeosphaeria sporulosa, 2271 nucleotides. RefSeq lists its product as uncharacterized. Lineage: Eukaryota; Fungi; Ascomycota; Dothideomycetes; Pleosporales; Didymosphaeriaceae. The transcript has 2 exons. Gene Ontology annotation, cellular component: plasma membrane. Bases 1 to 2271 code for a protein of 756 amino acids. Gene Ontology annotation, molecular function: transmembrane transporter activity. The record is from RefSeq and is a predicted model, not a curated record. Gene Ontology annotation, biological process: transmembrane transport.
AUGUUCUCCGAGUAUGCCUCCAAGUUCCUCUCGCAGUCGCAGUCCGCGUCGCGCGUGUCCCUCGGACAGCCCGAGUCGCCCUUUCUCCAGCCUCGAUCAGACAGACAGCGACCGUCCUCCCGCUCACGGCCCUCGGGCAGCUACUUCCAGCGCCGCAACAUGAACCCAUACAACUCGCAGGCCAUGUCGCGCUACCCCUUCGCGUCCCGGACCUCCAACGCGCCAGCGCCCUUGUUCUACUCCGCGACAGACGACUUCCGAGAAGAGGACGACCAUGCCGAGCACGAUCGCGAGAUGGCAGACCACUACGCCUUGCGCCGCUCACGCGCCCAGUUCGGCGUCAGCAACCUGUCCGAGUCGGCGGAAACAGACGACGACCUGGAGCGGAAAUCAGACCACACAGCAGACGGCGGCAGCAUCGAGGGCGACGCCACCUACGGCCUCGGUCGGGGCAUCAAGAGCUCGUGGAAGGAUGACAACCCGACGCGAGGAAGAUCUACCACCGUAACCAAGCUAGAUCACGAAAAGAGAGAUUCAAGCGUACCCUUGUCUGAGUCGAGUGCAGCACCGAGCAGCCAGAAUAACGCCAAGCUUGUAGAUGUCGAGUUGUCGUCUACAAAUCGUGGAAGCUUGGAGGAUGAUGAAAGCGAGGUGUCAAGACACGUCGAGCCACCGCCAUCGUACCAGCAGCUUCGCAAUCCGCCCAGACGAACGCGCGGGAGGAGCCCGCUUCGAACCCAAUUGCCGAUCCCGCAGGAAACAGACGAAGAUACGCUCCUGCAGCAGCCAGGGCCUGGGUCUGAUUCGGAUCCGCAACUUGUCACUGCCGAAGCCAUAGUACAGCCACGGCAUAACUUUUUCUGGGCAGAGAUGUUUCUCCUCGCAAAAUGCGCGCUCGUCGGCGUUGUCUUUUUGGCUUGGCUGCAAGAUUCACCACCGGACAAGAAGCACCCAUUGGGUGACACGAUAUACACAGUCUUGCACUCGUCGUUCCAUCUGAUCGGCGUUUACUCGUUGGUGUCAGUCUUGGUGGGCCUUCUCUGGCUGUCAUUACUACGUUCAUUUGCACGACCUCUGGUGAUAGUUUUGCUGGUCGCCGUCCCCGUCAUUUCCUUCUCGUUCUUCCUCUACCCGCUCAUAUCGAGUUUUAAGGGCACAUGGCACGGAAAGAGCACGCAAGAUAAAGUAAUGCGGUGGCUUUCUCUAGGUCCAGCCAUCUUCUGUGUAGGAUGGCUUUACACAGUCGUAAAAGGGCGGCAUGCUCUGGACAAGGCUACCAGAAUGCUCGAGUUCUCUGGCGAGAUCCUGCAAGCAAACUUCCACCUCCUCUUCAUCGGCAUCGCCACCCUCGCUGCUGUCGUGGUUUGGUCCUGGAUCUGGGUUUUCAUGUUCACCGGCCUAUUCCUUGGAGGCCAUGCCACCAACGCCGGCUGGGUCAUCGACAUGAGCACAUGGUGGCUCGGCGCAGCCUUCUUCUUCGACUACUUCUGGACGCUCAGCGUCAUCGCCGGCGUCCAGCGCGUCAGCACUGCUGCGACAGUCAGCCACUGGUACUUCCACCGCAACACUAACCCUACGCCGCCACGUGCCAUGGUUCAGGCGUCGUUGUUCCACGCGUUCUAUACCAUGGCCGGCACCAUAUGCUUCUCAACCUUCCUCUCCCUCCUCGUUCGGCUCCCGCUCCUGGCCCUGCCGCGCCGCAUCACGAGGUGGAUCAGUGCAUGCGUCUACCACGUCCUCCCGACCUCCAUCGCCGUCCUGACGAACCCGCUCACCCUCACGUAUGCGUCCAUCCACAGCGUGCCCCUGGCCCAAGCCUCCCGCGGCAUCAGCGAAAUGACCUUCAUUUCCUCGUCUUCGCCGUCGACGACUCUCGGUCCACGCUCCUUCGCGCCUUCCCAGCCGCGCCCCUCUAUCGUCUCGUACCGCCUUAGCAAGACGCUGCUGCACGCUAUCCGCUGGGUCAUCACGCUUGCACUGGGCUUCGGCGGGUGGGUGUCCACCGCCAGGAUGCUGAAGCUCGGGAACGAGACGGUGCCGUACACGGGCAGUCUGUACGCGUAUGUGGUUGGGUUGAUUAGCGCGGCGAUUGGGUGGGGAGCGCUGGGUGCGAUGGAGGGCGUGCUCGGGGGGAUUCUCGAUGCGGUGCUGAUUUGUUGGGGUAGUGAAGUUGGGCGGGAUGGCAGUGGGGAUGCGAGGUUCUGCAUUGAGGCGGGGAGGCUGUUUGGCAACGAGGUUAGUGGGCGAGGGAGGGGGAGGUAUGAAGUUUAG